GUGCUUCGUCCAUAGCGGCUCUGAUGAUGGGAAGACGGCUGUUGUUUCCAUGGUAUUGAAUGUUUUCGUCAUGAUCCUGUCUUUGCAGCCGGAAAUUUGGCUCCUUUGGUCGGAAAGUGAUCACUUUUUCGCCGGAGUUUGGUGAUUCUGUUCAGUUAGUCCACCGAACAAGGAAUAUCUAUCUCCCUUGUUUGUGUAUGUCUGAUCGAUCUAAAGGUUAAAUAUGGUGAAGCCGUUGAGUUUUAGAGUAGUUCAGGGACUUGUUCGUCUGCAUUGCGGUCGGGUCAACCCGGUCACCGUUUGCCGGUCAAAACCCUCGUCCUCGGCUUAUCCAUCAUUUUCUCCGGCUGUUCCCUCAAAUGGGGUUUCUCAGUUCCAGUCACUGUUCAGUUUUCGCACCUUAUCCUCGAAACCCACUUCGACUAACGUGGGUUUAUCUCAGAUUCUAUCCUGUCCGAAGCUAGCUGCUCGGGUGCAGCAUUGUGGCGCUUCCUUGGUUAAGCCUGGUGUCAAUGUGAAAUCCUCAUCGGCCUUGAGGUUGUUUUCAUCUAAGAGCUCUGGAACUGGUCGGAAUAUCGGUGGGGAUUUCGCGAGAAAGGUUGUGGACAAGCCUGUAAAUGCUGUUACUUCAACUUUUGCAAGAUAUCGUGAGGCAAUCGGGUUGCACGUUGAUGCAUUUUGGAAAAAGAAUUACCUUUUUCUGUUCGGAGGAGGAGCGGUUGUGGUAUCUAUUUUUCUGUGGAGGAUCAUGUUUGGAAUUGCCAACACCUUUGUUGGACUCUCGGAAGGAAUGGCCAAGUAUGGGUUUCUUGCACUUUCCUCCGCCAUUGUUGCUUUUUCUGGCUUAUAUAUCCGCUCGAGGUUCACAAUAAAUCCCGACAAGGUUUACAGAAUGACCAUGAGAAAGCUCAAUACAGCAGCAGGUAUUCUUGAAGUAAUGGGCGCUCCUCUGUCAGGGUCAGAUUUACGGGCUUAUGUGAUGUCGGGUGGUGGCAUAACAUUCAAGAACUUCAAGCCAACUAUUAGGAGCAAACGCUGUUUUCUCAUUUUCCCGAUUCGGGGUUCUGAGAGAAAAGGCCUUGUCAGUGUAGGAGUCAGGAAAAAGAAAGGCCAGUAUGACAUGAAACUGCUGGCUGUGGAUAUUCCAAUGGCGUCUGGUCCUGACCAACGGUUAUUCCUCGUCGGGGACGAAGAAGAAUACAGAGUCGGUGGUGGGUUAAUCUCUGAGCUAAGAGACCCUGUGGUGAAGGCCAUGGCAGCCACCAAGGAGUUUGAUAAUCUUGACCAGAUUGAAGAGGAGGAAGAUGCUGAAAGAGAACUUCAAGAAGCUGAAAGAAAGCACCGUCAAGAACUGGAGGAGCUCGAGAAAGAUGCUUCCUAGUCACUGAUUUCCUUCCUCGUUCACUGUCUUUUUUUUCCCCUUCUGUCAGGAAAAGUUGAAAAGAAAAUGGGGUUUUAUUACCAAAAAAUAAAUAAAAAAUAAAAAUAAGGACUAAUUAUUCUGGAUCUCCAAAGUUGACUUUCCAAAGGGCAAAGCCCUCAGAUUUGUCUGCAGCAGCAAUCAAUGGCAUGUAACCGUCAAACUUGGGGCUUCGAGAUAUUUUAUUUAACACAUAUAUUUAACAUUUUCAUAUUCUUUGAUCAAGUCAUAAC
Molecule: messenger RNA, 1653 nt
Organism: Tarenaya hassleriana
Lineage: Eukaryota; Viridiplantae; Streptophyta; Magnoliopsida; Brassicales; Cleomaceae
Exons: 3
Coding region: 224-1381 (385 amino acids)
Cellular component (GO): intracellular membrane-bounded organelle
Source: RefSeq, a predicted model, not a curated record